AUCACACUUGCAGCAAAGAUAAUCGCUCUCUCAUAUUUCAAAAGAGAAAAAAAAAAGUAAAUGACGACAUACGGCACAAAUCCAACGUCAGCUAACGACCUAGCACCAAAACUCGAGUACAUUACACGAGCCGAUGACCACCACAACGUAAGACCCGGCCUCGACACGCGCCGUCCAUGGAAACAAAUGCUAGACCUCCGCUCUUUCAACUUUCCGCGCAAAAUAGCCACCGUGAUCACCAGAAAAGCGAACACCGUCUACUUCCAGACAAACUACACCAUCGUUGUCCUCUUCUCCGUGUUCCUCAGUCUGGUCUGGAAUCCCUUGUCACUCCUAAUCCUACUUGCUAUAAUCGGCGCGUGGCUCUUCCUCUACUUCCUCCGUGAUGAACCACUCACUGUAUUCGACCGCGAGAUCGACCACCGUGUCGUUCUUAUUGCCAUGUCCGUUAUCACUCUCUCGAUACUUUUCUUAACCGACGCAAAACUCAAUAUUGCGGUGGCCGUCGUGGCAGGCGUUGCGGUUGUAUUGUCCCACGCGGCUGUUAGGAAAACCGAAGACAUGUAUCAAAACGAAGAUGAAACCAGUCGUUUACUUCCCUAAGUAUAAAAUGAUAUUCAAUUGCUAGAAUAUUUCACAUUAAUAGUUCGAUUGUUUAGUUGCGUUAGGCUUUUCAAAUCUGUUAUCACUAAAAUCUUGUAACAACCAUUGUUUAUUAUGUUUGUUUUUUAUGUUCCACGUUAUAGCUUAUUAGUAUUCG
Molecule: messenger RNA, 760 nt
Organism: Brassica oleracea var. oleracea
Lineage: Eukaryota; Viridiplantae; Streptophyta; Magnoliopsida; Brassicales; Brassicaceae
Product: PRA1 family protein F1-like
Biological process (GO): vesicle-mediated transport
Cellular component (GO): endoplasmic reticulum; Golgi apparatus
Source: RefSeq, a predicted model, not a curated record